Bipolaris victoriae FI3 is the source of this 1110-nucleotide messenger RNA. RefSeq lists its product as hypothetical. NCBI's taxonomy places the organism in Eukaryota, Fungi, Ascomycota, Dothideomycetes, Pleosporales, Pleosporaceae. The transcript has 2 exons. The record is from RefSeq and is a predicted model, not a curated record. Gene Ontology annotation, molecular function: dioxygenase activity. Bases 1 to 1110 code for a protein of 369 amino acids.
AUGUGUCCAGGGCCCUCAGAAACGGACCGAACAACUUACGAAGAAGCACACAACGGAGCAGCUGCAUAUCUGCAAUCACGGCUCUCAGCAAAAAACGAAGAAGCAGACAAAGACUUUGAAAUACCAGUCAUCGAUCUCGAACCCUCAUUCUCUGACUCCCUUUCCGACCGCCAGAAAGUCGCAGACCAAAUACGCAAAGCAUGCACAACAUCCGGCUUCUUCUACAUUACCAACCACCGAAUCCCAAAGUCGGCUUGCGACGGCAUCUUGCACCAAGCCGAGCGUUUCAUGAAAGAGCUGCCACUUGAAAAGAAAGAAGAGUUGCAUUUGAAGAACAAUAAAUUCGGAUUAGGCUGGGAGCCCAGCGAGUAUACAUCCAUCGCCGGCGACAAGGAAGAAAAGGAAGUCUUCAACUUCGCAUACGAAGCCAACCUCGAUCCCACCGGCGGCGACGGCCAAUACAAAAAUCUCGAUGGAUCAACUGGUAACGCAAACAUGUGGCCAAAAGAAGAAGAUUUACCCGGAUUCUACGCCGAAAUAAAAGAAUACUACGGCAAUGUCCUAAACCUAUCCCGCCACCUCUUCCGCCUCUUCGCCCUCUCCCUCUCCCUCCCAGAAACCCACUUCGACCCCCUAACCACGCACCCCGGCGGCAUCGCCCGCCUCCUCUACUACCCUCCUCCUUCCUCCCUCUCCCUUACCCCCACAUCUCCAGACUCUCAAAUCGGCCUAGGCGCCCACUCCGACUACGAAUGCUUCACCCUGCUCCUCCCCUCCUGCACCCCCGGUCUCGAAAUCCUCAAGCCAAGUGGUUCUUGGUACAUCGCUCCGUACCUCCCCGACACCCUCAUAGUCAAUGUUGCGGACUUUUUGAUGAGGUGGACGAAUGGCAUGUAUAAGAGUACGGUGCAUAGAGUGGUUAAUAGGACGAGAGAGGAGAGGUAUAGUGUGCCGUUUUUCUUUUCGGUUAAUUAUGAUGCUGUUGUUGAGACGUUGCCGGGGUGUGUGGGGGAGGGGGAGGUGCCGAGGUGGAGGCCGAUUAGGGCGGGGGAGUAUAUUUUGGAGAGAUUGAAUGCUACGACUGCUUAUGGGAAGGGGUUUCAGGUUUGA